Vittaforma corneae ATCC 50505 is the source of this 792-nucleotide messenger RNA. RefSeq lists its product as uncharacterized. NCBI's taxonomy places the organism in Eukaryota, Fungi, Microsporidia, Nosematidae. The coding region runs from base 1 to 792 and encodes 263 amino acids. The transcript has a single exon. The record is from RefSeq and is a predicted model, not a curated record.
AUGAUCCCAGACUCAAAGAACAAUAUGACAACCACUUCAAGUCCAAAUAUCACUUAUGAUCAACCAAUCAGAGACGAGUUAGGCGUAGAUUUUUUGACUAAUCACUCUAAUUAUAAAAGGGAUGUAAAGCCCGAGGCAUUGCCUCUUAAAUCCAUCAUGACAUAUCUGGAAGAAUUUUCUGAUAAAAAUCCUGAUGAGAUCUUUGGAAAAAUCGUCGACGAUAGCAUUGGCACAGUAAUCAAAGUGUGUAAGUACGUCCAUUUUGCCCUAACAGCAAUUGUCAUUCUUCAAAUAGCUGCCAUAAUUAUUGGGCGAUUUUUACUAAAGUCUGAUAAAUGCUUUGCACCAGUUGGCAGUCGGUUUUCCAGAAGUGCAACUUGGCUUUUUAUCAUAUUAAUGAUUGCAUCAAACUGCGUUAUCAUUAUUUGCUUUUGGCAAAAAAACUAUUCAUUGAGUGAAUAUGCUCCCUUAAUGUAUUCUGGAGCAAGCUAUGGUACGUUAUGGUUUUUGGUCACGCUACUCACAGUGCUGGUAUAUGGAAUAGGUGUCUGUGCCUAUAUGAACAAACGUUUUCUUCUGUUUAUAAUGUACUACAUUAUGUAUGGUGCUGUUUAUGGCUUCUUUUAUUGGUUUAUCAACAGCUGGCUUUGCGGGUUUAUUCAUUGGAUUGUUGGUCCGAAUAUGGUUCUUUUUUUAUUUGUUGAAGUUGUAAUUCGAACGCUCUUUGUUAAAAGUGGAUACACGUGCAUGUGCAAGGCCCUUCGAAAAUACCAUAAACUUGUUAAGAAGUAA